Closterium sp. Naga37s-1 is the source of this 1053-nucleotide messenger RNA. The record is from the annotation of a GenBank genome assembly. Lineage: Eukaryota; Viridiplantae; Streptophyta; Zygnematophyceae; Desmidiales; Closteriaceae.
AUGCCUCUUCGUCCUUCAUAUGCUUCCUCCUUCUACUUUACCUGCCCAAACCCCUCUCUCCGUGGACCUUCCCCCCCGCAGACUCAUCCUGAGGAUGCGCCAAUCACCAUCUCGCCAUUUCAGCCGCUCGCCAUGCACGUCGCCACGUGUUGCCUGCUACCCUCUCACAGGCGGUCAAGCACACUGCUGCCACGGGCUCCUGGUGUAGCUGUUACGGCCCACAUGCCACGGGGUACUACUGCGGCAGGAGGCACGUCCAUUGCAACGACUGGGGCACUCAAGGCUGUGCCUGCGGGGCAUGGGGGGCACGUGGAGGAUGGGGAGGGAGCAGGUGGGGAUGGAAGAGGAGGCGUGGCGGUGGGCGGGUCAGGCAGUGCGAGGGAGCUCAUCAACAGCAUGCCACGGCUGCAGCAUCUCAUAGUGAGCCCUGCAGCAUCUCAUACUCAUAUAAUUCCCUUCCACUUCCUCUCCCUCUGCCCCUCUCCUUUCUUUCCGCCGCACUCCUUUCUCUGUGCCGAUCUCCCUCCUUCCUCACCGCCCCUCUCCUUACUCACCGCCCCUCUCCUGUCUCUUCCUCCCUCUCCUCUCUCUCCCCCCCUCUCCUCUCUCUCCCCCCCUCUCCUCUCUCUCCCCCCCCUCUCCUCUCUCUCCCCCCCUCUCCUCUCUCUCCCCCCCUCUCCUCUCUCUCCCCCCCUCUCCUCUCUCUCCCCCCUCUCCUCGCUCUCCCCCCCUUUCCUCUCUCUCCCCUCUCUCCUCGCUCUCCCCCCCUUUCCUCUCUCUCCCCCCCUCGUAUUUCUCUCCCCCUUCUCCUUCCCCACCGCCCCUCUCCACAGGUCCCAGAGUCCCUCCACGCCCACCUCGCAGCAGGCCUCCCGGCAGCCAUCGCUGUGCACCCUCUCAGCACCGCCAGCUGCCACCAUCCCCAUUGACCACCAUGCGCUCAUCACGCUCACUGCCAUCCGUCUUGGAACCCACUGGGGCGAUCCCUGGCACAUCUGCACUGCUGUCUCCAUCGGCCAGGGUAGGUCAAGUGACCUUUCACACGACGGAUGA